Molecule: messenger RNA, 1488 nt
Organism: Cyphellophora europaea CBS 101466
Lineage: Eukaryota; Fungi; Ascomycota; Eurotiomycetes; Chaetothyriales; Cyphellophoraceae
Exons: 2
Coding region: 1-1488 (495 amino acids)
Biological process (GO): secondary metabolite biosynthetic process
Molecular function (GO): FAD binding; monooxygenase activity
Source: RefSeq, a predicted model, not a curated record
AUGGCGAACUCACGACUACGCGUAGGUAUCAUCGGAGCCGGCAUCGGCGGCCUAACUGCCGCUAUUGCAAUUGCACGAGCAGGCGCAGACGUGACCAUUCUCGAGGCCGCGACCGAGCUUGGAGAGAUCGGUGCCGGCAUUCAGGUGCUGCCCAAUGUAUCCCGCUUCCUGAUCCGAUGGGGCGUGGACAAGAUUAUUGGCGAUGACCUCGUGCCUUUCAAAGAGUGCAAUACCCGCUGGGGCCCCGAUGCCACACUCAUUGAGCACUCCGACACCACAGCCGUGGUCAGAAACACCGGAUUCCCAUGGUGGGUAGUCCGCCGCGACCACCUGCACGCCGGCCUGGCUGAGUCCGCCAAACGCCACGGGUGCAAAUUGAUCGUCAACGCACGUGUCUCGCAAAUCCACGACUCGGGACCGAGCGUCGCCGUCUCCACCGAGAAUGGUGCAAGCUAUACCUUUGAUCUUGCUCUUGGGGCGGACGGUAUCCGAUCUGUCACACGAGCGCACUUGUUCCCCGGCGUGACAGCGAAAGCAACCUCCAAAGUAGCUGCCUACCGUGGGGUGCUCUCCUAUUCUGCAAUCUACGCUGCCGCACCUGAGGCGCGCGGACUACUUAGCGCCGGCGGCGAUGUCUGGACCGGCCCACGUGGAUAUAUACUCACAUACCCUAUCUCCGGGGGACGCGAAUGCAAUAUCGUCACCGCCUUCUGCAAAGAUGAUUAUGUUACGAAACCUGAAGCAGUCAGCACCGACGAGUUUCGUAGCUACUACAAGGACUACCAUCCGGUGCUGCAGAAGAUGAUCUCCUUGGUAGAUUACACUCAACGAUGGCCACUCCUGACCAUGCCACGCCUGGAGACAUGGUCGAAUUCGAAGCGGAACUUGGUGCUGUUAGGCGACGCUGCUCACUGCAUGCAGAACCACAUGGCGCAGGGAGCGGCGACAGCGAUGGAGGACGGAGCGUUCUUGGGUCGAGUGAUAUCCGAGGUUGUGCGCGGGGUGCUAUCGCUGGAUGAGGCGAUACGCCUUUACGAGAAGCAGCGCAUUCCCAAGGCGUGGAUCAAGCAGCAGCUUUCGCACAUCUCAGGUAUUAACAACAUGAGGGAGAAACCAGAGGACAUUAGGGACCGCGAAGCCGCCAGCAAACCGCAGGUCGAAGCACUCGGGCACAACCCAGUGAAGGCUCCGGAACUGCCGCCAACAUUCCGCAGUUGGCAAAUCUGGGACAGCGAUGUCUCUGUGCCAGGUGUCUUCUACUACGAUGCCGAGGCCGAUGCGGACUGCGCAGUGAUGGAAUUCCUCCAAAGCAGCGGGGAGGUCGAUGAAUUUGAAAUGCUGAGUAGCAGGGUCAAGGACAAGUUUGUAGGCUAUGUUGCUGACAACGGUAUGGGACAUCACGUGUUACCAGCACUACACGAUGGAACGGUGAAGCAUGGAGAAACGGUGGAUGCCUUCAAGCGUGUGGCGACUGCCGUUGAGGAAUAG